AUCACACAUAAGCAGUAAAGUAGAAGGUGAAAGUUCACUGUUCAGUGUUCAGUGACACAGGCAAACACACUCAUGCAUCUCACUGAUGAAAAAAACACACACCUCUUUGCCUCAGACGAUCAGGGAGUCGGAAUACGUCUUCAGACACACACAGAUGAUGGUUCUCCGCUCAACUUUGCUCGUUACUGCCCUCUUGUGGAGCCAAACAUCACUCGCCAGAGCAGGAAACAUCCUUGUGUAUCCAGUAGAUGGCAGCCACUGGAUCAACAUGGACGUUGUUUUGCGUGAGCUCCAUCAACGAGGUCACGAACUGACAGUGAUACGCUCUUCCAACAGCUGGUACAUUCAUGAAAAUGCUUCUUACUACAAAUCUGUGACCAUCCAGGUCAGUCAGCCACACUAUUUGGAGAGACCAGAGCUCAUGGCGAAGUUCUUGCAAAGGAACAUCGACAUACAAAGAGGUGAAGAAUCGCUUCUGUCCUUUGGUGCCAUGCAAAGAGAGAUGGGUACCUUGCUGAAGGAAAGUCACAGGCUCAGUGGGGAGAUGGUGAGGAUCAUUUUGGAGGAUAAAACUCUGGUAAAAAAGCUUCGGGACACCAAAUACGAUUUGAUCCUGACUGAUCCCGGCAACGGAGGCGGAGUCGUGUUGGGGUCAUACCUGGGCCUUCCAAUAGUGCUCAAUGUUCGCUGGAUAACAAACACAGAAGGGCACUUUGCAAUCGCACCAUCACCUCUUUCCUACAUCCCAGCAGUUGGAUCCCUAGUAAGAGAUCAAAUGAACUUCAAGGAAAGACUGAAGAACAUCCUGCAUUAUGGAAUUUCAAUGUACAUCGACCAUGCCAUUGCUAGACCUGCUUAUCAGGAUAUCAUCAGUGAGUUUAUAGAUCCAGAAGCUAACAUCUACUCCCUCAUCCAAGGCACCGAUCUGUGGCUCAUGCGAAUCGAUUUUGUGUUCGAGUUUCCUCGGCCCACGAUGCCAAACGUUGUCUACGUCGGGGGAUUUCAGUGCCAACCCUCCAAGCCUUUACCUAAUAAUCUGGAGACGUUCAUGCAGAGCUCAGGAGAACAUGGAGUCAUCAUCAUGUCUUUGGGAACGCUGAUUGGAAGCAUAAGUCCUGAAAUAUCCGAGAUCUUCGCUUCUGCUUUUGCUCGUCUCCCGCAGAAGGUUGUGUGGAGACACGUCGGACCAAAACCUUCCACCUUGGGCAACAACACACUAAUUUUAGAUUGGUUCCCACAAAACGACCUUCUCGGACAUCCGAAAACUAAGGUUUUCAUAACGCACGGAGGAACAAAUGGUAUCUACGAGGCCAUCUAUCACGGAGUUCCAAUGCUGGGAAUACCGCUGAUCUUUGAUCAGUUUGACAACAUGGUACGCCUGAAAGCUAAAGGCAUAGCUGAAGCUCUACCAGUCACAACACUGGACGUGGAUACGCUAACUCGUUCUCUGAAAAACAUCUUGGAUGAUAAGCAGCCAUACAGAAAGAACAUGCGCAGGAUGUCAGAGAUACAACGUGACACACCAAUGAAACCGAUGGACAGUGCCAUCUUCUGGUUGGAGUACGUCAUGAGGCAUAAAGGUGCGGCACAUUUGCGUACCGAGUCCUACAAGAUGCCGUGGUAUGCUUACCACAACGUGGACGUGUUAGCAUUGCUGUUCGGUGUUUUUGUAGUUGUGCUACUGCUUUUUGUUCUGACCUGUACACUUCUGUUCAAGAUCCUAAAAACAAAGAGAAAAAUCAAACAGCAAUAACUUGUCCCAACACACACUUUCUCAUCUGUAGCGUCUACUAGUCAUCAUGGUUGUAACCCAUCGUCUUUUCAGAUUUGAUAACAAUAUAUCUGUACCAUUUUUUUUUUUAAAAUUCAUAAAUCUAUCUAAUUUUUGACACUGAUAGAAACUGACUCCAAAAGUCAGAUCUGUCCACUUUUAGUAAAACCUUUAGAGUGGGUCAUAUUGAGCAGUGUUGCUGGAGCGUAUCGGGGCUUACGCUUAGAUCGAGCAAGUUGUGCAAGUUUACACAAUAUACAGACGAUGAUUUAUAAUUGUUCUGCUUCUUAAUGAAACAUAAACAUUCUCCACACACAGACUGAUUUAUUUUCCUCACGCAUAUUAGUUUUUAUGGCCUGAUGACAGGAUCGAGGUUGUUUAUGCAUUGUACUCCUACCUGAAUGUUCCACUUAUCACUUCACAGUGUAUUAAAAGUUUAAGGAUCAUUGUGCAUAAAAUAAACACUCAUUCACUGCUUAA
Molecule: messenger RNA, 2251 nt
Organism: Pangasianodon hypophthalmus (striped catfish)
Lineage: Eukaryota; Metazoa; Chordata; Actinopteri; Siluriformes; Pangasiidae
Gene: ugt5e1
Product: UDP glucuronosyltransferase 5 family, polypeptide E1
Exons: 2
Coding region: 86-1753 (555 amino acids)
Molecular function (GO): UDP-glycosyltransferase activity
Source: RefSeq, a predicted model, not a curated record